This is a messenger RNA of Myotis myotis, 1001 nucleotides long. It is a transcript of the gene RAB42, whose product is annotated as RAB42, member RAS oncogene family. NCBI's taxonomy places the organism in Eukaryota, Metazoa, Chordata, Mammalia, Chiroptera, Vespertilionidae. The coding region runs from base 31 to 690 and encodes 219 amino acids. Gene Ontology annotation, molecular function: GTP binding; GTPase activity. The transcript is spliced from 2 exons. The record is from RefSeq and is a predicted model, not a curated record. Gene Ontology annotation, biological process: protein secretion; regulation of exocytosis. Gene Ontology annotation, cellular component: Golgi membrane.
CGCGGGACAGGCUGGAGGCGAGACUCGGCCAUGGAGGGGAAGGGCUGCCGCUACCAGUUUCGGGUCGUGGUGCUGGGGGACGCGACGGUGGGUAAGACAUCGCUGCUGCGACGCUUCGUGGAGGGCGCGGCCGGGACCCUGGAGCCCGAGCCGGAGCUGGAGGCGGCGCCCACCGUGGGCGUCGAGUUCUACGGCCGCGCGGUGCAGCUGCCGGCGGGCCCGUGGGUCAAGCUGCAGCUCUGGGACACCGCGGGCCAGGAGCGCUUCAGGUGCAUGACCAGGUCUUUUUACCGGAAUGUGGUGGGUGUCCUGCUGGUUUUCGAUGUGACAAACAGGAAGUCCUUUGAACACAUUCCAGACUGGCACCAGGAGGUCAUGGCCACUCAGGGCCCCGACAAGGCAGUCUUUCUGCUCCUGGGCCACAAGAGUGACCUGGAGAGCACCCGCUGUGUCUCGGCCCAGGAGGCAGAGGAGCUGGCUGCCUCCCUGGGCAUGGCCUUCAUGGAAACCUCAGCCACAAAGAACUGCAAUGUGGACCAAGCUUUCCAGACACUUGCCAACGCCAUCCAGCAGGCCCUGCAGCAGGGGGACAUCAAGCUGGAGGAGGACUGGGGAGGCAUCCGGCUCAUCAAGCCUCAGAUCCCCAGGCUCCCCAGCAGAAAGCAGCAUGCAGGCCCCUGCCAGUGUUGACUCUGGGAGGGAAGGGGUUAAACCAGUGCCAACCUCAGAUGUGCUGGUGGGAUGGAGACUGUUUCUCCAAAGGUCAAAUGGCGGAAUAUACCCGAAGGGAUCAUAGAAACAAUAUCCUGGCCUAGUCAUGGCUCCUGAAUCUGGGGUCUUAGAGCUCAGCCCCUUUCCACCAGAAAGGUCUAGGCUCUGGCCAGGUAGCUCAGCUGGUUAGAGUGUCGUCCCAAUACGCCAAGGUUGUCCGUUAGAUCGCAUACAAGUAUCAACCAAAGAAUGCACGAAUAGUGGAACAAUAAAUCAGUGUCUCUCCCUUC